GAAAAUCAUGGUUUCGUUUUAUGCCAUGUGUAAGUAGAAUUUUGUUUAGAUGUCUCUUUCUUCGUCUUUAGGGUACGAUGUUUUUCUACAUUCAUCUUCUAUAUAAAGAACUCAAGAAGUCCUGCUCCAAUCACCCACAAGCACAAACACCACCAUUUUACUUCUUGUAUUAAACUUACAAUCUAUCCUGAAAUUUCUGAAAAAAUGAUGCUAAUCCAUAACCUCCACAAUUCUCCACGUGUAACAAAUCAAACCCUACUUCCUUUAUACAACCAUUUCCUCUCUGGCGCAAGAAAUGUUGCAUCUUCAUUUCCAAUUCCUAGCCGAUCUAAACAAAGGAGUGUACGGUUACGACGUCGCGCCUCCAACGGCGUGAAAGCCUUGUUGACCUCCACCAAGAAGUCGACCUCCGUUAAGGUGGUCAUCACCGCGCUUGAGACCGUGGGCGGCCCCCUCACCCACCUCACCGAGAGCCUAGGGCUCGACGGGAUAACCGACUUGCUCGGUAAAACCCUACUUGUCGAGCUCGUUGCUGCAGAUCUCGAUCCUAAAUCUGGAGAGGAGAAGGCGACAGUGCAAUCGUAUGCGCGUAAAUCUAGAAACAAUGAGAAUGAGAUCUACUACGAGUCCGAUUUCGAAAUUCCUGAAGAUUUUGGAGAGAUCGGUGCAGUAAAACUUGAGAAUGAACAUCAUAAGGAAAUGUUUGUAAAGAACAUAGUCUUUGAUGGAUUGCCCUCCGGCGCUAUCCAUAUAAACUGUGAAUCCUGGAUUCAUUCCAAAUUCGAUAAUCCUGAGAAAAGAGUCUUUUUCUCAAAUAAGUCAUACUUGCCAUCCGAAACUCCAAGCGGGCUGAAAAGACUCAGAUCGAAAGAGCUCGACAUUCUUCGAGGAGACGGCGAAGGAGAGCGCAAGACCUCUGAUAGGAUCUACGAUUACGACGUCUACAACGACCUCGGCGACCCGGACAACGACGACGCCGAUUUGGCCCGCCCCGUUCUCGGCGGGCCCGACCAUCCCUAUCCUCGCCGCUGCAGAACUGGCCGCCCAAGAACUAAACGAGAUCCAUUAUCCGAGUCUAAGGCCUCCGAGAUGUAUGUUCCACGCGACGAAGCAUUUUCCGAAAUAAAGCAAGCUACGUUCCAAGCAAAAACGAUCUACUCAGUGGUUCAUGCGUUGGUGCCGGCGCUCAAGACAAUUGUGGUCGACCCUGAGCUCGGAUUUCCAUAUUUCUCAGCAAUAGACACUUUGUUCAACGAAGGAGUCCUACUUCCAGAUAUUCCCACCUCCGGAUUCCUCGGCAAUAUUAUACCUAGGCUUGUGAGAGCGAUCACUGACGUCGGCAACAACGUCUUGCGCUUUGAGACACCUGAGUUCGUUGACCGAGAUAGGCUUGCAUGGUUUAGGGAUGCGGAAUUCGCUCGACAAACGCUAGCAGGCAUCAAUCCAUGUGCCAUACAAUUGGUCACGGAAUGGCCGUUGAAGAGUAAACUCGAUCCCGAGGUGUAUGGACCGGCGGAGUCAGCAAUCACGACGGAACUCCUAGAACAAGAUAUCAGAGGAUUCAUGACAGUCGAGGAGGCAGUGAAACAGAAGAAGCUUUUCAUCCUAGACUAUCACGAUCUGCUCUUGCCUUAUGUGCAAAAGGUAAGAGAGCUGGACGGAACAACUCUUUAUGCAUCGAGGACGUUGUUCUUCUUGAUGCCAGCGGGCACGUUAAGGCCCAUUGCCAUCGAGCUAACUCGACCACAAACUGAAGACAAGCCCCAGUGGAGGCAAGUUUUUAAACCAUCUUGGGAUCCCACCGGCAUCUGGUUGUGGAGACUCGCUAAAACUCACAUCCUUGCUCACGACUCCGGUUAUCAUCAGUUGAUCAGUCAUUGGCUACGAACUCAUUGUUGCACCGAGCCUUACAUAAUUGCCACACACAGGCAACUAAGUGCAAUGCACCCAAUUCAUCGACUGCUGCAUCCUCAUCUGCGAUACACAAUGGAGAUUAAUGCAUUGGCUCGUCAGGCACUCAUAAAUGCCAAUGGGAUCAUUGAGACUUCUUUUUCUCCUAAAAAGUACUCCAUUGAGUUGAGCUCAGCUGCCUAUGACCAGCUGUGGCAAUUUGACUUACAGGCACUACCGGCAGAAUUAAUUAGCAGAGGAAUGGCUGUGGAAGAUCCAAGUGCGCCUCACGGCCUGAAGCUGACUAUUGAGGACUACCCUUAUGCAAACGACGGUUUGCUGAUAUGGGAUUCCAUCAAACAGUGGAUCACUGACUACGUCUCACACUUCUAUCCUAAAGCCAACUUGGUGCAGUCGGAUUCGGAGCUUCAGGCGUGGUGGACGGAAAUAAAAACAGUAGGGCACGGUGAUAAGAAGGACGAGCCAUGGUGGCCGGAGCUCAACACUCCAGAGGAUCUAAUCGGAAUUUUAACAACAAUUAUAUGGACAGCUGCAGGUCACCACGCAGCUGUAAACUUUGGGCAAUUUGAUUUUGGAGCAUACUUUCCGAAUAGGCCAACCAUUGCUCGAACGCCGAUGCCUUGCGAAGAACCGAGCCCCGCUGUUGAAGAGAAGUUUAUGGAAAGGCCGGAGGCGAUCCUUCUAGACUGUUUCCCAUCGCAACUUCAAGCAACAGUAAUUAUGACGAUUUUAGAUGUUCUGUCCAACCACUCUCCUGAUGAAGAGUACAUUGGUGGUCGAAUUGAGCCGUACUGGGAGGAUGAUAAAGUGAUCAGCGCUGCAUUUGAACGUUACCAAGGGAGAUUGAAGGAGAUUGAAGGGGUCAUUGAUGCCAGAAAUGCUGAUACCAACCUCAAGAAUAGGUCGGGAGCUGGAGUGGUGCCGUACGAGCUUUUGAAACCCUAUUCUGGACCUGGUGUCACAGGGAAGGGUGUCCCAAAUAGCAUCUCUAUUUAGUUAUUGUUGUCUGAUGUAUUAUAUUGUACGAAUAACAAACUGCUUAUGGUUAAAUAAAAACGAGGUUAUAUUCCCUAAAA
This is a messenger RNA of Salvia miltiorrhiza (redroot sage), 2987 nucleotides long. RefSeq names its product linoleate 13S-lipoxygenase 2-1, chloroplastic. Gene Ontology annotation, biological process: lipid oxidation. The record is from RefSeq and is a predicted model, not a curated record. Bases 205 to 2907 code for a protein of 900 amino acids. The transcript has 9 exons. Lineage: Eukaryota; Viridiplantae; Streptophyta; Magnoliopsida; Lamiales; Lamiaceae. Gene Ontology annotation, molecular function: metal ion binding; oxidoreductase activity, acting on single donors with incorporation of molecular oxygen, incorporation of two atoms of oxygen; protein binding.